AUGGAUGCCAAUUCUGCCGGCACUGAUGUAUCUGCUGAUCAUGUCAUUGCCGAGUUGCUCGAGAUGGGGUUCGAGUUCGACAAGAUCAGUGAAGCCAUCGGUGUUGUCGGUCCGUGCCGUGCUGACGUGGUGGAGUUUGUGCUGAAUGGUUCUGGUAGUGCACAAAGAAAGCCAGGUGGGGGGUCGCAAAGACGCUCUUCUGACAGGAGUGCUAGACUGGCUAAUCCCAGGGGGAAAUUUAAGCAGUCUAGCAUUACUGAUCAUAUCGCGUCAACCACUGGCAGUAAAACCGAGUCUUGUGGCGAGGAGCCAAGUACCUCAUAUUCUUGUUUAGCGGCCAACAUGAACCCUGCAUCGACUGCUGCUCUCUGUUUUCAACCAAAGCCAAAACAUCAGACUUUGGUUGACGAUCCUAGAGGCGAGUUUGACCGGACCGACAAAAUUUGUGCUGUUUUGCAAAAGCAUUUUGGAUUCUCCUGUGUGAAGAGUUUCCAAAAGGAAGCCUUGGAUGCUUGGUUUGCUCACAAGGAUUGUCUUGUUCUAGCAGCAACUGGAUCAGGGAAGUCACUUUGCUUUCAGAUUCCAGCUCUUUUGACUACGAAGGUUGUGGUGGUGAUCUCACCCUUGAUUAGUUUGAUGCACGACCAGUGCCUAAAACUUGCAAAACAUGGGAUAUCAGCAUGCUUCCUUGGAUCAGGGCAACCAGAUAAUCGUGUUGAGGGCAAAGCCAUGGCUGGCAUGUAUAAGAUUAUUUAUGUUUGCCCCGAGACAGUUUUAAGACUGAUGGAACCAUUGAAGAAACUUGCAGAAAAACCAGGGAUCGCACUUUUUGCCAUUGACGAGGUUCAUUGUGUUUCUAAAUGGGGUCAUGAUUUCCGACCUGAUUAUAGGAAACUGUCUGUGCUUCGACAAAAUUUCUGUUCCAGCAAAUUGAAGUUCUUGGAACAUGAUAUUCCUUUGAUGGCAUUGACUGCUACUGCAACUCUCCCUGUACGAGAAGACAUUCUCAAGUCCUUGAAAAUGUCAGAACUUACAGUGGUUGUCUUGACGUCCUUUUUCCGACAAAACCUUCGAUUUAAUGUAAAGCACAGUAAAACCUCUGCCUCAUCAUAUGGAAAGGACUUUCAAGAACUAAUAGGGACUUACAACGCUUCAAGGAAUUUCAAGGGGAAAAGCCAGAAAAUUCUUCAUGAAGUUGAGCCUGAGUCUGAAAGCAGCUCAUACGAGUCACUGGACGAUAGUGCAUCAGAUGACGAAGAUGCAAUUGCUGAUAAAACUAAACUUGCCAAGUCUUUCGUAAAAGAAAAUGCUGAACAUGAGCUGGAUCAGUAUCCAGGAGUAGAUGAUUUUGAUGUUUCAUGUGGAGAGUUCCUUGAAAGCUCGCGACCUGAGAGCUUUGCCUUUCCUGUUCAAUCCCAUGAAACUAGUUCAUCAGAAAGUUUGGAUCAAGGUCCUACAAUUGUUUAUGUACCCACGAGAAAAGGAACUGUGGAACUAGCUAACUAUCUGUGCAAAUCAGGCCUCAAAGCUGCAGCGUAUAAUGCAAAGAUGCCUAGAUCACAUUUGAGGCAGGUGCACGAGCAGUUCCAUAGCAAUGCCUUAGAGGUUGUUGUGGCUACUAUAGCAUUUGGCAUGGGAAUUGACAAAUCAAAUGUCAGGAGAAUUAUUCACUACGGUUUACCGCAGAGUUUGGAAGCGUAUUAUCAAGAAGCUGGUCGUGCUGGUAGAGAUGGGAAGUUGUCAGAUUGCACUUUAUAUUGUAAUUUUAUGAGAACACCGACAUUGCUUCCUAACAAAAGAAGCGACGAACAGACAAGGGCAGCAUAUAGAAUGCUACGGGAUUGCUUUCACUAUGCUUUGAACACUUCAACAUGUAGAGCCAGAAUACUAGUAAAGUACUUUGGUGAGGAAUUUGGUCCUGACGGGUGCCAAAUGGACAUGUGGGGCUCAGGCCUAGAUGUCAGUGAUUCAACAAGGAUCUCUUUAAAACUUGCAUUUUCGUGUGACGUCUGUAUUAAUGGCCCUCCUGAAAUGCAUGAUUUCAAGGAAGAAGCAGUUGUGUUCAUGAAUGUGCUCCAAGCUCAAGCUGGACAAGCAAUUGAAGGUAUGGACUACAACAGUACAGACUGUUAUAUAUCUGGAAGGCGAAAUUUUGGGGCGGUACCUGAUUUCAGAACGAUAGUCAGUUAUAUAAGAGAGAAGAUUCCUAGGUUUGCCGUGACAGACAAGAUAUGGUGGCAAGGCCUUGCUCGUAUUUUAGAGGACAUGGGAUACAUACAGGAAGCAGCUGAAAUUCCUCGUGUUCUAAUCCAGCAUCCAGAGCUGACAAGAGCCGGAUUAAAUUUUCUGAGUUCACAACCAGACAAGGAAGGCUUAUACGCAUACCCUGAUGCCGCUACGUUACUGGCGAUUAGUAACCCAAAGUCCUUCUCUUCUUCCUCGGAGUGGGGCAGGGGUUGGGCAGAUCCUGAGAUACGCCGCCAGCGUCUUGCGGGGAAAACAGGAAGAAGGAAAAGGAAGAGGGGUUCUCGGAGGCAGCCUGCAGGUUUCACCACUGCAAAGGAGAGACUAUCAGCAAUACUCUCGAAGUCGAAACGCAGAAAGUAA
Triticum turgidum subsp. durum (durum wheat) is the source of this 2607-nucleotide messenger RNA. NCBI's taxonomy places the organism in Eukaryota, Viridiplantae, Streptophyta, Magnoliopsida, Poales, Poaceae. The record is from the annotation of a GenBank genome assembly.